Vanessa tameamea is the source of this 1135-nucleotide messenger RNA. RefSeq lists its product as uncharacterized. The record is from RefSeq and is a predicted model, not a curated record. NCBI's taxonomy places the organism in Eukaryota, Metazoa, Arthropoda, Insecta, Lepidoptera, Nymphalidae. The coding region runs from base 104 to 1135 and encodes 343 amino acids. The transcript is spliced from 7 exons.
UAAUCACUGUCUAUUUUUAUGACAGAUCGCUUUUAGAAAUUUUCGUCGAUAAUUUUAUUUAAAACGAUACAAAAUUAUUAGUUACAUCAGAAAAAAAUUGGGCAUGGAAGAUGAUAAUACGAAAGACGGUCCAAACGAACCUUCCACAAGUAAGAAAGCGAGUCAGAGUAACAAUUCCGUAGAUGAUGAAUAUAAUGAUAAUAGAGACCAAAGAAUAAAUAGAGACAUGUCAGAAUCGGAUACUUAUUCAGAAAUAAGUGACGUUGAUAUGGCAAGAACUAACCAAGAGCUACGGACAAGUUCGAUUUUAAAGAAAUAUGUCAAAAGUAACGCGAAGAAGAAGAACACGAGGCGUUUGGCAGGGAGGAUUAAAAAAAGGGGACGUCCGCCAGCGAAACGUCAACCGCGCAAAUCACUUAAGCGAAAGUCCAAAACCACAGGCGAAAAGAAGGAGAGAGAUAUAUCCGUCUCGACUAUUUUCACGCGUUUGUCAUCGAAUGGAUUCCAAACACCUGGAUGUGAACGUUGUGGACAUCGUUGUUGUCUAAGAAGGUACAAUUACGAAUUAUGGAAGAAGUUUAAUCGAUAUGAACAGGAUCUUCGUAAAUAUAACCGACAUAUUAGCAGCAAUAAAGAUAAGAAAAUGGAUCAAACAGAGAAAUUCUCAGUUUUAAAUGAAAUUUUAAAAAUUGUCUUCCCUUGUGUCAUUAUGAAGAAGGUGCUCAAGCUGGAUCUUGCAAUAAAUCCAGAUAUGAUAUAUGAGGCUCUGAAGCGGCUUACGAUGUGGAAACAGGAUGUACCGACGAACUCUAUACUGGAAUAUAUAGCUCAAAAUUAUCCAGUUAAUACGAAAAAGGCCGAAUUAAUCAGAGAGCUGUAUGACAAGCUCACGAUCGCAAAUAUACUGGGAAUAGUUUCUCGUACGUCAGCUGACACGUGGGGUUUAGGUCACGUGUUCCAGAAGCGAAGACCGAACAAGAAUCACGUGACCAUGUUCUGGAAAGUAUAUGCGGAUACUUUAAAACCAAUUGCUAAGAAAGAGAACACUGAAAUAGCUGAAGAGCCAGACAUGUGGGAGAAAGCGACAGACAAAAAUGUUAAUUCCCUUGCAACACAUGAAGAAGCUAUUUUAUAA